UCAUAUCAUAUAUUCAUAUUCAUCUCACCACGAGAUUCUGGUUCUGUUUUGGCCACCCACACAACACCACCACAUUCUCCCAACUCGCUCCGAGUUGACUCACUCUUUCCCUUUCAAGAUCAAUAGCUGCCAACCCAGCCUCCGCGCUCCACUGUCACUGCAACCACCGCCACCCUUCUACGUCAAUGCAAAACUCCUCGUCGAUUCUCUCCGGAACCUUCUCCUCCUCUUCCUUCCCCUCCGGCCUUUGACUUUUGCUUUCGAGCGAAUCCGAUGAGUCCCUUUCGAUCUCUUCUGCUCUCCGUCGUCGUAUUCUUACUCCUCUGCCCCCUCGACGCCACCGAGGGCGACGCCGAUCCACUAUACAUAGAUUGUGUGGAGCUGUGUAAGAAAACUGGAUGUGUAGGGGAUAGAUGCUUUCAACAUUGUAAAUUCUCAUCAGAUGGAAAACCAAUUGAUGGUCCAUGGUAUAUGCAUGAACCCCUCUACCUGAGGUGGAAACAAUGGGACUGUUGCACUGACUGUAGCUAUUACUGUAUGCUAGCUAGAGAGGAAGAAAGAACAAAACUUGGUGACAAGCCCGUCAAGUAUCAUGGAAAAUGGCCAUUCAGGCGUGUUUAUGGAAUUCAGGAACCUGUUGCUGUUGCUUUGUCUGCUGUCAAUCUUGCCGUUCAAUUUCAUGGUUGGGUAUCCUUUUUCAUUCUUGUGUACUAUAAGUUGCCUUUGAGGCCAGAUAAGAAGACUUACUAUGAGUACACUGGAUUGUGGCAUAUUUAUGGGAUUCUAUCCAUGAAUUCAUGGUUGUGGAGUGCUGUUUUUCAUAGUAGAGCCGUGGAAUUAACAGAGAAGUUGGAUCUUUCUUCCGCUGUGGCCUUACUUGGAUUCUCUCUAAUUCUAACAAUACUGCGAUGUUUUAACGUGAGGGAUGAGGCUACACGAGUCAUGAUUUCUGCUCCCUUGCUUGCUUUUGUGACAACUCAUAUCAUGUAUCUGAAUUUCUAUGAGCUUGCUUAUGGUUUGAACAGGAUAGUUUGCAUGGGAAUGGUUGUUGUCCAGCUUCUUAUUUGGGCCAUUUGGGCCGGCGCUUCAAACCAUCUGGCACGAUGGAAGUUGUGGACAGUGGUGGUUGGAGGUGGCUUGGCUAUGGUGUUGGAAACAUAUGACUUCCCACCUUACAUGGGAUAUGUGGAUGCUCAUGCUCUAUGGCAUGCAACAAGCAUUCCUCUCACAUUUCUUUGGUGGAGUUUUGUGAGGGAUGAUGCUGAGUUUAGAACCUCAGCUAUGCUUAAGAAGGUAAAAUAGUGCUGAUGACACAACUUGGCAGAGGUUGGAUCAGAUGAAGAACAUGUCACAUGCUCUGCUACCUGCAUACUUUGAUUUUGUACAUCAGAACUUUUUUUCUAUUUUCCUCGUGCAUGCGUUUAUUUGAAAUGCUUAACACGAUGGUUUCUGUGCCUUUGAUCAUGUAACAUUUUGUUUUCUUGUAUGAGACAUACUUUCUUAGUGGAAUUUUAAUUCAUUUGCAA
This is a messenger RNA of Vigna umbellata (rice bean), 1526 nucleotides long. RefSeq lists its product as uncharacterized. Gene Ontology annotation, molecular function: hydrolase activity, acting on ester bonds. Lineage: Eukaryota; Viridiplantae; Streptophyta; Magnoliopsida; Fabales; Fabaceae. The record is from RefSeq and is a predicted model, not a curated record. Gene Ontology annotation, cellular component: endoplasmic reticulum membrane. Gene Ontology annotation, biological process: GPI anchor biosynthetic process.